Molecule: messenger RNA, 474 nt
Organism: Saccharomyces paradoxus
Lineage: Eukaryota; Fungi; Ascomycota; Saccharomycetes; Saccharomycetales; Saccharomycetaceae
Gene: RTT102
Product: Rtt102p
Exons: 1
Coding region: 1-474 (157 amino acids)
Biological process (GO): chromatin remodeling
Cellular component (GO): RSC-type complex; SWI/SNF complex; nucleus
Source: RefSeq, a predicted model, not a curated record
AUGGACCCGCAGACGUUGAUUGCCAAGGCCAAUAAGGUGUCCUACUAUGGCGGCUCUACUAAUAAGGAAUCCUGGAGGUACGAUUGGUAUCAACCAUCUAAGGUAAGCUCCAGUGUGCAGCAACCACAACAACAGCUGAGGGACUUGGAGAAUAAUUUGGAGAAAUACCCAUUCAAGUAUAAAACAUGGUUGAGGAACCAGGAAGAUGAGAAAAAUUUACAGAGGGAGAGUUGUGAGGAUAUAUUAGAUUUGAAAGAAUUUGAUAGGACAGUACGGAAAAAGUUGUCAAACCCAUCGCACAUUAAAGGCGAUACGAGUAACGCCAAUGGCGUUCCUUCUGCUAACCAAGGAGAUGAAGCCCUUAGUGUGGAUGAUAUAAGAGGUGCUGUCGGUAAUAGUGAAGCCAUCCCUGGUUUAUCUGCUGGAGUGAACAAUGACAGUACGAAGGAGAGUAAAGAUGUGGAGAUGAAUUAA